This is a messenger RNA of Trachymyrmex cornetzi, 408 nucleotides long. RefSeq names its product acyl-CoA-binding protein homolog. Gene Ontology annotation, biological process: fatty acid metabolic process. The transcript has 3 exons. Lineage: Eukaryota; Metazoa; Arthropoda; Insecta; Hymenoptera; Formicidae. Gene Ontology annotation, molecular function: fatty-acyl-CoA binding. Bases 81 to 344 code for a protein of 87 amino acids. The record is from RefSeq and is a predicted model, not a curated record.
CAAUCGGGAAGCGUAGAAUCGUGAUUACUAGCUACAGUCAGUAGACAGUUAGCUUGCACACGAAGCAGAUUCACAUCCCGAUGUCGGUCGAUCAGCAAUUUGAAGAGGCUGCAGAAGCUGUAAAGGCGCUUACAAAACGUCCUACUGACGAGGAGCUUUUGGAGCUUUAUGCUUUAUUUAAACAAGCUACAGUUGGCGACAAUAACACAUCCAAACCCGGUAUGCUGGAUUUGAAAGGGAAAGCCAAAUGGGAAGCCUGGAAUAAGAAGAAGGGCACUUCGCAAGAAGUAGCGAAGCAAGCCUACAUCGAUUAUGCCAAUCAACAGAUUGAAAAAUAUAAAUAAUUUUAUCUACCAUCGCUGGUAGUUGCAUUCCUGUUGUAGUCAUGUGAAAAAAUCAAAAGAAAUA